UGACGAAGGCGGAAUCAUGUACGCUGAUCGUGGCUUCCGUUUAUUCUUCAAGAACGGAGAGGCGAUCGACUUCUAUGCCGAUACCGAGGAAGAAAAAGAGGGUGCGAUGAAGUCCCUUGCUGAAGUCAUUGGUCAUGAGGAGAAGGGGUGGGUGAUGAAGGUGUUGGAGAAGCACGGCAAGUUGCCAGGUGUGAAGCCUGCGACAAGUGCCUGAUUCCUAGCAAUAUUGUUCCGGGGUGUUCUUGCAUUGUUACCAUUAUAUCUUUACUCGUGUGUAUGCUUAGAUGGAGCUUUUCGAGGUGA
Messenger RNA from Saitoella complicata NRRL Y-17804, 303 nucleotides. RefSeq lists its product as uncharacterized. The transcript has a single exon. The record is from RefSeq and is a predicted model, not a curated record. The coding region runs from base 17 to 214 and encodes 65 amino acids. Gene Ontology annotation, molecular function: GTP binding. NCBI's taxonomy places the organism in Eukaryota, Fungi, Ascomycota, Saitoellomycetes, Saitoellales, Saitoellaceae.